CAGCUUGUCCGUUCGGCUUAUCCAUAUGAAGAAGGCGAAAUUUGAAAAGCUGGCCCAGGCAGCGUUUAGUCAUCUUUCUUCUUCGCUAACUACAAACAAAGAAAACAAUAUGAUACCAACAUAGGAGAAAGGCUCAAGGAAGAAAGAUCUUCAUUCCUUCACAAGACUCCAGCCCAGAUGGCUCCUCUACGAAAGAAAAGUAUAGAUGAUUCUCAAAGCGGUGAACAUGACAAUACAACUGAAAACAAAGCAGGACGAGUUAUUUGGUCAAAAAACUCACUUCACGUCCUUUGUGAUCUUUGUAUUAAGCAUGUUGAGAAAAGUAAAGGAAAAAAUGGUGGAGUUGUAUCUCAAAGAUUGGUGUGGAAGAAAAUUGAGUUGGAUUUUCUAAAGGAGACUAAGUUACCAUGGGAUAAAAUGAAAUUGAAAAACAAGCUUGAUACGAUAAAAAAAUCAUGGAGCUUGUGGAAACAAUUGAAGGGAAAAGAAACAGGCUUGGGAUGGGAUCAUGUGAAAGGAACUAUAAGUGCUUCUAGUGAUUGGUGGGCCUUAAAAAUACAGGAAAAUGCUAAGUUUGAACAAUUUCAAGACGAAGGGAUUGAGCCUGAGCUUGAAUACAAAAUGGAUCAAAUCUUUGCUACUUCAGCCCAAGGAAAUCUAAAGUACACUCCAGGAAAUAUCAUCUCAGAAGAAGAUUUGCAUGUGGAUGCUGAUGAUGUUUAUAUUCCUUCCCUACCUACUGAUAUUCAUCAUGAUAUGGGUGCUGGAGAGGAAGAGAAUAACGACGGUGUACACGGUACAACUAAUGCAUCAUGGGAUGAUUUGUGGUGUGAGCUUAGCCCUACGUCUUCAUCUCCUUCCACGCAUAUCCCUCAGAUCUCACAAACUGGAAGAGAUGAUAUAAGGAAAGGUAUCCACUCCCAGGUUUGUAAUCAAGUGCAAUGUUUCUGCAGCAACCAGCGAUCAUGAGAUGAAAUACAGGGGCGGUGUAAUACAGGGGCGGUGUAAUACAGGGGUAGGCAAGAAGGCUGAUCGGUGAAAGAUUGUUGUCCAAGUUUUCGAUGAAGAUGGUCAGCCUCCCGGGAUGUUCGCACUGCUGCGGCGAUCGAGCGAUGCAAGGCUUGAGCGUUCUUUUUUAAUUAUUUAAAACUAUGCCGUUUUGGGAUCGGGAGCACCAUGCGGAUGGUGGGCCGAUCCCACGGUAUAAAUUGCGGUCUAGACCACAUCGGAGGUAUGAACUCAAAUGAUCAUUUAGUAGAUCAUUUGAUUAGUGUUAGUCCUUAUGAUUUAUCUUUUAUAAAAAUUAGUUGUGGAUGAUAACAUUACUUAAUUCGCAACAAAGUAGAACAAUUUUAUUUACAAAUGAUACAAACAUUUGAGACAAUUUUUUAAUUUCUAAAUAAAUCUUACCAUCACAAAAU
Cuscuta epithymum is the source of this 1421-nucleotide messenger RNA. NCBI's taxonomy places the organism in Eukaryota, Viridiplantae, Streptophyta, Magnoliopsida, Solanales, Convolvulaceae. The record is from the annotation of a GenBank genome assembly.